UUAUAACAGUCACUUGUAUGCUAUACAAAGUUACAUAUACGCACUUUAAAAAAAAAAAAAAACAAGUCCGUAACACGAACAGGGAAAAAGGACGCUAUUAGAAUUUCGCUUCGUUUGCCUUGAGCUUUGCUUGCGAUUGCGCAGUUAGCAGGAAGUCGCGUCGAGUGUAAAUCUCCGAACCAUUCGCCUCAACUGGGGAAGGCUACGCUCGCAGCUGGUGGACUAUCCAUAUGAUUUAUCAGUGGUGAUGUGCAGCCCGGUACAGAGGCGCAGGCAGAUCCCCACAGCCAAAAUGGCGCUGUGUUUACGUCUGUGCAUAAUACUUAGUGGCUCUCAUGGGGAGCUUUGGUGAUUGUAUCGUCUGGAAAAGUAUUUGACUCGACGUCUUUACCACAGCAGCGGUGAUCCGGGAGAAGCCAUUAAUGACGAUUUAAGAUCUGUGUCUAGAAAGUUCACCAGCAGGAAACAUGCAAGCUGAGGCCACAGAUACCUCACUGAAAGAGGGCAUAGAAGCUCUGGGUGUGAAGGACUCAGAAGAACUUGCAGAGGGCAAAGAGGAUGACGACAGCACGGAGCAAAAGGACACGGAGAUGGCAGGGAGCGCGGAGGAGGACGACGCAACAGCUAAGGGGGAAACAGACGGGAACACAGAUGCAGUAGGAGGAGAGUCGCAGAAGGAUGGACCUCAGGCAGACGCAGGGGUGGAGGCUGAAGAUGGAAAGCAGGCUGCAGAGGUGGACGGUGACUGGGAGCUUCCUUACAGCGACGAGGAAAUGGAGGACCCCAAAAACUGGAUGCCUCCUCCUGCAGAGAUCAAAAGACUCUAUGAGCUCCUUGCUAAAGGCGAGAUGCUGGAACUGAACUUUGUGCCCCUUCCUAGAAGGCCACCCACACCUGAAGCCACUCCUUCACCUGAAAGAGAUGAAGAGGACGAGGCAGCCAAGGAAAGGGAGAGGCAGGAGAGAGAACGCAAGCCUCCAACUCCAACUGAGUUUGACUUUGAUGAGGAGCAAAUGCAAACCACUCCAAAAAAUGCCUUCCUCAGCAGACGCAGGACUCCAGGAUCUUCAGCCCGCUCCUCUGUUAAACGGGAAGCUCGGCUGGACAAAGUAUUGUCAGACAUGAAACGCCACCGCAAGAUUGAGGAGCACAUCAUGCGCACAGGCAGGGACCUCUUCAAGACCGACAAGAAGCUGGAGGAACCGCUUUCUCCAAACAGCCAGAAGGAGCGGGAGAAGGAGAGGGAACGAGACAGCAACCCCAACACCAUCUUCUCCCCACGACAGAGGAGAUACUGAAGUUUUGAGAUCAGGACUUGCCCAAAUACAUUUAAGGCCAUGAGUUUCCCAAGGCUUUCUUAAAAACUUGAAUUUUUUAAUGUCACAAGUUUUGUAUGUUUUAUGUUUUGUAUGAUGGCAAUAAACAUUUUAACCCUGGAGGAUGUCACUCA
Messenger RNA from Archocentrus centrarchus (flier cichlid), 1450 nucleotides. RefSeq names its product PAXIP1 associated glutamate-rich protein 1 (gene pagr1). The transcript is spliced from 5 exons. Gene Ontology annotation, biological process: positive regulation of intracellular estrogen receptor signaling pathway; positive regulation of cell cycle G1/S phase transition. The record is from RefSeq and is a predicted model, not a curated record. Gene Ontology annotation, cellular component: MLL3/4 complex. Gene Ontology annotation, molecular function: nuclear estrogen receptor binding. NCBI's taxonomy places the organism in Eukaryota, Metazoa, Chordata, Actinopteri, Cichliformes, Cichlidae. Bases 468 to 1298 code for a protein of 276 amino acids.